Rhizophagus irregularis DAOM 181602=DAOM 197198 is the source of this 402-nucleotide messenger RNA. Its product is annotated as 60S ribosomal protein eL32. Lineage: Eukaryota; Fungi; Glomeromycota; Glomeromycetes; Glomerales; Glomeraceae. The record is from RefSeq and is a predicted model, not a curated record. Gene Ontology annotation, molecular function: structural constituent of ribosome. Gene Ontology annotation, cellular component: cytosolic large ribosomal subunit; ribosome. Gene Ontology annotation, biological process: translation.
AUGGUUAAUCCUGUUAAGAAAGUCAAGAUUGUCAAGAAACGCAUUAAGCCUUUUAUUAGGCAUCAAUCAGAUCGAUACAAAUCUGUAAAGGAAGCAUGGAGAAAACCUAAGGGUAUUGACAAUCGAGUUCGACGUAGAUUUAAAGGUCAAUUUCUAAUGCCAAAAAUUGGCUAUGGUUCAAACAAGAAAACUCGCCAUUUAAUGCCUAAUGGAUUUAAAAAAUUUCUUGUAUCUAAUACUAGAGAAUUAGAAUUAUUACUUAUGCAUAACAAAACAUAUGCUGCUGAAAUUGCUCAUAAUGUUAGUUCAAGGAAUAGAAUUGCGAUUAUUGAUAGGGCUCAGCAAUUAAAUAUUAGAGUUACUAAUGCUAAAGCUCGUGUUAGAUCUCAGGAAGUUGAUUAA